CAAAAUUGCAGUUGUGAAACAAGUUUAGUACAACGUGUGGAGAAUUUUCUAUCAAAACAUCAUCAUGGGUGCAAUAAUAAAAGCGAUCAAUGAUCGCCAGUCGUCUGAAUAUACCAUCAUUAUCAUAAACAACUACAACAAUAACAGUAACAACAACAACAAAAACAACAACAGCCAUAAAGCGAUGAAAGUGAAUAAUUAUUACACUGUGAAUAUGAUAUGUGAUUUUAUUGAUUACCUGAUUAAACUUAAUGUUGAUCAUAGCUUAAGUGUAGAAAGAAUCGUUUUAUUACAUCAUCAAAAACAACACACAACAAAUGACCAAAACAUAGUUGAUAAGGCCAUACUCCAUUUAACCGAAAGCGAUAACCAACUUGUGACGAAUGUACCAGCUACAAUUACUGUUACACUUAGCGAUAAGCGCAAAUCAUCUGAAUACACAUCGUUUGACGAGCUUUUGAGAUUAACUGAACGGCAGCAACAGCUGGAAGCAUCAGGCAAAACUGUUUCUCACUUACUUCGUCUUUGUGGUGGAGGCGAAGGUUCAUUGAAUAAUGGAACAAGCGCUUGGGGUUCGCCCCCGAGUAACCCUAAUGCAGGCUCUUGGGGUGCAGUUGCUCCUCAACAACAGCAAGGAUGGGGUAAUGCGGCACCGAAUGUAAACCAAAGACCGGAUUUGAACAAAGCAAUGCAGUCUUCUCAAGUAGCAGGAUCCGGUGGUGGUCCUCUGGUAGGCCCGAACAACACUGGAAAUAACAGCUGGAAUCAGGUUGUCAACCCAAAUAAACCACCACUUCAACCGCCACCUCAGCAACAGCAGCAGCAGCAACAACAACAGCAACAACCACCACCACAACAACAGCCAAAUCAGCCACUCCCAUUAGGAAAUCCAGGUAAUAGCACAAAUCAACCUCCUACACCUCAACAACAAGCACAACAGCAGCAACAACCAAUGCCCGGACCGGGCAACAAUUCUCAGCUGGUGUCACAACAAGGUAUUACUGCACAAAGUUCUUCGUCAAAACUCGAACAUCUUAACUCCAUGCGUGAAGCAUUAUUUAGUCAAGAUGGCUGGGGUUGUCAGCAUGUUAACCAAGACACUCAAUGGGACGUUCCGGCUUCGCCAGAACCAGUUAAGGAUGCGCUCAAAAUCAAUAUGAACAAUGGAACUGAACUUUGGGAAACUAAUUUGCGUAACGGUGGGCAACCGACACAACAACCUACCCAAAAGACACCAUGGGGUCCCUCUAGUAACAUAGGCGGAACAUGGGGUGUCGAUGACGACAGUAAUGCCGAAAAUAAUAGCGUCUGGACAGGUGGUGCCACUGGGGGAGCAAAUCCUCCGGUAUCCGGACAACCUGGUUGGAAUCAAAAUAACAAUACUAUAUGGCCACCAAAUGUUGCUAAUGCUCCACCGAAAAAAGAACCCGAAUGGACAAAUAAUGUUGGCGUUAGUGGAUCGAGUGGAAAUAACUGGGAAAAUCGUGGAGCUGCAGCUCCGCCGCCGCCACAUAUACCAACUCCUCAGAUAGAUAUGAGCAACGUUGAUUUGCGAAAUAUGCGCCCACCGGGUAAUAUAGAACCUAGUCGUGAGUUUAGAGGAGAUCCUCGUGGAAUUUCAGGUCGAUUGAAUGGUAGUUCAGGAAUGUGGGAUCAACACCAAAUACCCAACACACCGCUGAAUAAGAUGCCUCCACAAGCACCAAUACUAAACGCAGCUACUGGUAAUCAAUGGCCAGUUGGCGCGGGUGGGCCACAAAAUAUUCCCCCAACUAAGCCUCAAACUGGGUGGGAUGAAUCAUCACCUCCAGCAAGUCGCCGAAAUAUGUCCAAUUUGGACGAUGGAACAACACUAUGGGGUGGAUCAGGUAAUCCUAAUCGUUCCAAUGGUCCCGAUCCUAUGAUUCGCAGUGCUAGAAAUCCUCUUGCAGCAAAUUCAGGGCCAAUCGGUGGACCAGGUGGUCUUGGAGGUCCACGUCUAGGCGGACCUGGCGGAAAUCAAAUGAAAGCGGAUAAUAUGUGGGGACACGGUGGGCCUGGUGCAAUGUCUCGAAAUGCUUCCUGGGAUGAUUCAGGAAAUAUUAGCAAUUGGGAGGAAAAAGGACCUGGCCCGCUAGGGACAGCAGCAGGUGGAGGUGGAUCAUCAUGGAAUGAGGGACCUAAUAAUCCUGCGACAUGGAAUGCGAAGAAGCCAAUUAUUGGAGGCUCUAAUGUUUGGCCUGAAUCGUCAGACAUAAUGGGUGCAGGAGACUGGACCACUGGUGUCGGUGUAGGAAAACAACCUAAUAAACACAAUCCACAGGAUCUAAUUCGCAGCAGCAAACAGUUCCGUAUUUUGUAUGAAAUGGGAUUCAAAAAAGAGGACAUUGAGCAGGCUCUUCGCCAGGCCAAUAUGAGUUUGGAGGAAGCGAUGGAAAUGUUGCAGCGUAAUAACGGCAACAAUAACAUGCCGGACUGGAGGCGCCACGAUGAACAUCCGGUAAAUUUCGAGCCACCGUUUUCCGGGGGACGCUACCCAGGUGGCGGUGGAGGCAGUGGCGUUAAUUCAGGCCCAUCCAUGCCAUUUCAGCAGAAUGCACAAAAUGGACCUAACAAUAUUCCCGGUUCUAUGGGAGGCGGUAAUCCGAACUUGGCUAAUAUAAAUAGUCUCAACAAACCUCUUCAGAACUAUUUGAAUCAAGCUCCACCGUCGGGCCCCGGACCGUUCAAUCAAGGUCCGAAUGGUGUCGGUGGCGGUAAUGGUGGAGUAGGACAUGGAAAUGUGCUUGGUGGGGGUGGUUCUGGUCAAAACCCAUCUGCUCAGCCGUCUACCCAACAGUUGCGCAUGCUUGUUCAACAAAUCCAAAUGGCUGUGCAAGCCGGUUAUUUGAAUCAUCAAAUACUCAAUCAACCAUUAGCACCGCAGACAUUGUUCCUAUUGAAUCAAUUGCUGAAUAAUAUAAAGCAACUUCAAGUUACUCAGAAUAACCUGCGGGGUGGUGCUGCCGGCAACAAUCAAAUGUCUGUGAUACCUAAGAUCAAGCAGCAAAUAGCCGGGUUACAAAAUCAAAUUGCUACACAGCAAGCAAUUUAUGUAAAACAGCAGCAGCAACAGCAGCACCAACAACAACAUGGAGGAAACACUUCCAGUAUUGGACACUUGGGGGGAAAUUUCCACAGGGAGCCGAACGAUUUGACUACAUUGCAAAACAGUCUCUCAGAAAUAGGUCUCGGUAAGGAACCAACUGGUCCUUAUCAUCAUGGUGGAGGUAGCGGCAGUGGUGCCGGAAGUGCUGCUGGUGGCGUUGGUUCUGGUGGUGGUAGUACUGGUGGCUCCACUAGUCAACAAUCCCGCUUGAAUCAGUGGAAGCUGCCUACUAUGGAGAAGGACACUAUGCAUGAGCUGACCGAUUUCUCAAGGGCUCCAGGAACUACUGCCAAAUCUACGUUAUCCACGAGUGGUUCGACUAUGGCAGGGCUUGGUGGGUUGCAAGGCGAUAACACUUGGUCAACAGGACGCGGUAGUAUUACUGACGGAUGGCCAGACUCAGCUGGAGAUAGUACCACCAAAGAUUGGCCGUCGAAUCAGGAGUCGUUUACAGAUCUGGUACCAGAAUUUGAACCUGGUAAACCCUGGAAGGGUACACAGAUGAAAAUUGAAGAAGAUCCAACCAUUACACCCGGCAGUAUUGCUCGUAGUCCUAUUGCGUCUAUUUCUAUCGGAUCUGCCAAAGAUUCUGAUUUGUUUGCUACAAACAGUAAACCGUCACCGACUGAUUCCAUUAGUUUGUCUUCUUCAACCUGGAGCUUUAAUCCGAGUAAUAAUAACUUUUCCGGCUCUAUUUCAAAAAUUGGGGGUACCAAAAAUACUUGGUCUGACUCGGCUUCAUCGGAUCUCUGGGGCACUGGACUGGGAGCUGGUAAUGCAACUGGUAAAACUCCUCGCGGUCCUCCUCCAGGGUUAUCUGCUGGCAAAAAUGCUGGAGGUUUUGCAUCCAAUGGGUGGACACAACGUCCAGGGCAAACUGGCAACUGGCCUUCUGGUGGAGGUGGACCAGGAUGGUAUUCAACAUGGGUCCUUCUGAAGAAUCUCACAGCGCAGAUUGACGGUUCAACACUACGUACCUUGUGUAUGCAACAUGGACCUUUGCAGAAUUUUCAUCUCUACUUGAAUCAUUCGAUCGCUUUGUGCAAAUAUAUGUCUCGUGAGGAGGCUAGCAAAGCUCAACAAGCACUGAACAACUGUGUGCUGGGCAACACCACCAUCUGUGCUGAAUCAACGACGGAAAGUGAUGUGCAUGCCAUUUUACAGCAUUUGGGUGUGCCAGGAGGAAAUAAUAAUAAUAAUAACAACAACAACAACAACAAUAAUAAUAUGAAUGUCGGUUCUGGUGUUGGCGUUGGUAACAACGGCAAUGUGCAAACCUGGCGCCCGGGAUCUCAGCAGUCAGUUGUUCGUACGACAGAUACCUGGGGCUCUGGCUGGCCUUCAUCAGGUGGUGGUUCCAACUUGUGGACUCCGCUAGAUGGUCCAACCGAGCGCGGAACACCAUCCAACUUGAACUCAUUUUUGCCGGAAAAUCUGCUUGGUGGGGAGCUGAACUGAGUAAACAGAGCC
Messenger RNA from Wyeomyia smithii (pitcher-plant mosquito), 4597 nucleotides. RefSeq names its product protein Gawky-like. NCBI's taxonomy places the organism in Eukaryota, Metazoa, Arthropoda, Insecta, Diptera, Culicidae. The transcript has 7 exons. The coding region runs from base 65 to 4585 and encodes 1506 amino acids. Gene Ontology annotation, molecular function: RNA binding; protein binding. Gene Ontology annotation, biological process: miRNA-mediated gene silencing by inhibition of translation; positive regulation of nuclear-transcribed mRNA poly(A) tail shortening. Gene Ontology annotation, cellular component: P-body; nucleoplasm. The record is from RefSeq and is a predicted model, not a curated record.